AUGAAACGAUCAUCCUCUUCAAACUCUGAGUCACUAUCGCACUUCGAAUCACCUCACUCUCCUCUCCGUUUCGAAUCCCCUCUCCAAUCUGACCUAGGCGACCCUCCUGAAACCCCUCCCUACCACUCUCCGAUCGCUUCCCCGGAGAAACCACAACCUCUGGUUCAGAAUUCCACGGCCGUCGUGGCCACCGACAAGCCUGCUCAGUACUCCCCCGCACUUUCCCCUAUUCCGCCGGAUAACCUCGCGGCGCCUCCGCAGGGGGUGCCGGAUGCGGUGCUGAACAGGGCGGUGAGGGAGCAGGGACCGACUGCAGGAGUGAGGAAGGUGGGGCCGGAGAGGAGGGCGACGGCCUCGUUUGUUAGGGGGUCGAGGAAAGAAGAGAAGAUGAGGAUUGGUGAAUUAGGGUUUAGGGUUAGUGAGAUUGUUUUGUGUUUGAUAUCUUUUUCUGUUAUGGCUGCUGAUAAGACUCAAGGUUGGAGUGGUGAUUCCUUUGAUCGAUAUAAAGAGUACAGGUAUUGUUUGGCUGUAAACGUGAUUGGGUUUGCGUAUGCGGGAUUUCAAGCUUAUGAUUUAAGCUAUCAUAUAGCCACCGGGAAACAUGUGAUGCGACACCAUCUUCGUCAUCACUUUAAUUUAUUCAUGGAUCAGAUACUAGCAUAUCUUCUGGUAUCAGCAUCAUCAUCGGCAGCUACUCGGGUUGAUGACUGGCAAUCUAACUGGGGCAAAGAUGAGUUCACAGAGAUGGCAACUGCUUCUGUUGUCAUGGCCUUCCUGGCUUUUAUUGCCUAUGCUGGUAGCUCCCUUAUCUCUGGUUACAAUCUAUAUAACCGCGAUGCACUUUGA
Molecule: messenger RNA, 846 nt
Organism: Dovyalis caffra
Lineage: Eukaryota; Viridiplantae; Streptophyta; Magnoliopsida; Malpighiales; Salicaceae
Source: the annotation of a GenBank genome assembly